AUGGAGACUCUGGAUGAGGGAGGGCAGCUAAAGGGCCAUUGCCAAGUUGUGGGACACUCAAAGAGCAGGCCAGCAACAGUGUUGUGGCUCAGUGAGCUGCAUACAGAAGAGAAGAGUCAAUGGAGAAAUCAAACAUUCGUCGCAGAAUUUAUCCUCUCGGGGUUUGGGGCUUUUCAAGAACUACAGAUAGUGCUCUUCUUGGUGUUUUUAGUGAUCUAUGUUGUUACCAUGGCUGGCAACAUUCUCAUCAUUGCUCUGGUUGUAGCUGAUCGUCAGCUUCACACUCCUAUGUAUUUCUUCCUAGGGAAUUUAUCUUGCUUGGAAAUCUGCUACACCUCCAGCAUCCUGCCCAAGUUCCUUAUCAACUUCAUGACUGGAAAUAGAACUAUUUCAGUUUGGGGAUGCACUAUGCAAUUUUAUGUCUUUGCUUCUCUGCUUGGCGUGGAAUGUUGUCUCUUAACCGCAAUGUCAUAUGAUCGGUAUUUAGCAAUAUGCAAACCAUUGCAUUAUGCAACAAUUAUGAAAGAAAGGCUCUGCUUUAGCCUGGCAGGUGUAUCUUGGAUUACUGGGUUCCUGGCCAUGUCUGUAAUGUUCUUCCUAAUCUCAGGAUUAACAUUUUGUGGCCCCAAUGUCAUUGAACACUUCUUCUGUGAUCUUACACCUAUUAUGAGGAUUGCCUGUGAUGAAACACGGAAAGUAGAACUGGCAGCUACAAUCUUCUCUUCACUGUUCACUUUGCCACCAUUUGUAUUAACACUGACAUCAUAUGUCUUAAUUAUAUCUACCAUUUUGAAAAUCCCAUCCACUACUGGAAAGAAGAAGGCAUUCUCAACUUGCUCUUCCCAUCUCAUAGUUGUUACCAUAUUCUAUGCAACGUUAAUCAUAGUGUAUGUAAUGCCUAAAAAGAAGGCCCUGGGUAUCAUAAACAAAGUUUGUUCUGUGUUUUACACUGUACUGACUCCCUUAGUCAAUCCCCUGGUAUACAGUCUGAGAAAUCAGGAGGUCAGAAAUGUCCUGAUGAAAUCUGUUCAGAAAGGUAUUACUUUCAUAACUACUCAGAGAGUCCAAGGGAAUGCUUUUUGA
This is a messenger RNA of Elgaria multicarinata webbii, 1083 nucleotides long. Its product is annotated as olfactory receptor 6B1-like. Gene Ontology annotation, biological process: G protein-coupled receptor signaling pathway. The record is from RefSeq and is a predicted model, not a curated record. Bases 1 to 1083 code for a protein of 360 amino acids. Gene Ontology annotation, cellular component: membrane. NCBI's taxonomy places the organism in Eukaryota, Metazoa, Chordata, Lepidosauria, Squamata, Anguidae. The transcript has 2 exons. Gene Ontology annotation, molecular function: olfactory receptor activity; G protein-coupled receptor activity; odorant binding.